CGCUUCCGUUUCCGCUCACCAUUUGAUCAUAGAGAAGCCGGCGUCGCAAACAGCACAUGGCGGGCAUUUCUCGCCGUUAUUGUUAGUCGUUGCCGGCACUGCUGCCGUUUGUGUGUCGGCGUUAUGUUGACAGAUAUUCUCGACGUCGAAGAGAUAGAGCUCCUCGCGGAAGCCAGCAGGGCGAAGCUCGAAAGCUACGUCUCCCUGAGCACCAAAACCACCGAGGAGCUCCGUGAAGAAAAUGCUCAGCUCAAGGCUCGAUGCGAACGCAGCUCCUUCCAGCUGGAAGCGGCUCUGUCUGAGCACCGGGCUCAGGUCACUGUACUCGAGGAUGCCUGUGAGAAGGCCAAGCAACAGGCAGCACAGCUCGCGUCUGAGCUGGGCACCUGCCGAGUGGAACUGGAAGGUUCCAAGGCAGCGACUGCGGCCACCAAGGCUGAUUUGGAACUGUGCAAGAGAAACCUGGAGCAGGUGACAAAGGAGAAGCUGGAAUUGCUGCAGGCCAUGGAGAAGCGCACUCAGGAGCUGUCGUCACUGAAUGAACGUGUGGAGGCACUGCAGUCAGAGUUGAGCAGCAGCCAGCAGCAACAGCGGGAGCAGGCAGUGCGUCUCGAGGAGCUUCAGUUGCAGCUACUCAGUGCACAGCAUGCCGAGAAGCGCCUGCAGCAGGAACGGGAGCUGAUUCAAGCCCAGCUGGAAGAGCUGCGGGAAGAGGCCUCCACGCACCGACAGGAGGCCGCACAGCUGCGCCGCAGCAAGGCAGGCCUCACCCUCGACCUGCAGGCGCAGCUCGACCACCAGAAGGAGCAGGUGAACUCUUUGACCAGGCAGUUGGAGUCCUGGCGUUCGAGCGUCGCAGAGAUGGAGGAGAGGUCAAGGACAACGGCCGCUCUUCUGGACGAAGCUCGGGAGGCGAAGACCAACCUUGAGGCUCACUUCCAGAACGAGCUGCAGGCACAGCGUAGGCUGGUCGACAUGCACAAGGAGCUGUCCGAGAAUCGGCGACAGCGCAUCGAUGAGUUGGUGGCCACCCUGGAGGAGAUGCAGGCGCUGCUGCUGGAGACCCGGGCCGUGGGAGAGCGCUACCAGGAGGCCCUGAAGGAGCGCCAGGCCAGCCACGAGCAGGAGCUCGCGAAGCGGGAUGCCGCCAUCGAGGCGCUGCGCAAGGAGCUACAGCUGGCCAACUGCCUGCUUGAGGGGAAGGGCAGCAUUGUGGAGAAGCUGUUCCCUGCCGCACACGUGUCCGGCCUGGCAAGGGAGUCCGGUCUGAGCCUGACGGAGCUUCUGUCGGAGCGGCUGGAGCAGCAGCGAGCGCUGGCGCAGGCAGUCCGUGAGAAGGAAGCCUUGCAGCAGCAGCUCAGCGAACUCUCCCAGGAGUUGGCCGACAAGGUCCCCAUAGUGGCACGCCACAUGCAGGAGUACGAGAAGUGUGUCUCCAGCGUGGCCACUCUGAGGGAGCAGCUGACCGGUGCCCUGGUGGAGCAGGAGCAGCGAGCGCAUGAGCGGGACGAGGCACGGGCCGCACUCGCCCAUGCUGAGCGUGAGCUCCGCCGGUGGCAGCAGCAAGCGAAGGACCUCUCUCGACAGGUGUGUGAGCUGGUACGAGAGGUCGAGGAUGCCCGUGGUGGUUGCGUUCCCAUGUCGCAAGAGGAGGAGAUCAGCUCAUCCAAUGAGGACGCCUCGCCUCCGCUCACUGCCUCCGAAGUGAUCUCCAAGCAUCUUGUCACAUUCAGGAGCAUCGAGGAGCUGCAACAGAAGAACGCCGAGUUGCUGGCAGUGGUGCGAGAGCUGAGCGAGAAACAAGAGGAAGAAGAAAAGAAGGUGGCGGAGGAGAGGAGUUCUGAGCUACGAGAGAGGCUUGAGGGCGUGAUGGCCCAGCUGCAAGAACUUGAGCAGGAGCGCAACCGCCAGAUGGCGCUGGUGGCCUCCAUGGCGCGUCAGCGCGACAUGUACCGUGCCCUGCUCACCAGCAGUGGCCGCAAAGACAUCGAACUGCCCCCACCGAUGGAAGACGAAAGUAUCUUUGAGCCACAGUUGGCAUCGACGCCGGCCGUGGGUAGCAAGCGUACACCCGACCGGCUGCCUGGCAAGCCCUCCAGGCCAGGUCCUCAGGAUCCCAAGGCAGCGCUGGCGGAACUCCAGCAAGACUUCGACACCUACAAGAAGGAAAUGGCCGAGAACCAUAGGAUGGUGACGGAGCAGCUGGCAGCAGCCCGGGAAGAGACCCUGCAGCUGCGACUGGAUGUGGCUCGGAAGGAGGCGGAGCUGAAGCACGUGCAGGAGCGACUGAAGCUGGCGCAGAACAGCCUCGAGCCACUGCGGCAGGAGGCCGCCACGCUGCGCGAGCGUUCUCACCACCUGGGCGACAGCCUGGUGCAACACCAGCAGGCACUUACAACUCUCAGAGAGGAACUCUCGACAUCACAGGAGGCGGCAUCCCGUGCCGAGGUGCUUUUGGAGAGUGCACGGGCGGAGCGAGACCAGCUGCGUGAAACCAACCUGCGUCUGGAGCGGGACUUGGAGUCGUUACGUCAAGAGAAAGGGUCCCAGGCACGCAUCCUUAAUAACCUGGAGACGCUGCAGCUCAACUUGGAGCGUAUGGAUUCUGAGCGCAGCGCUGCUGACCAGGCCAAAAUGUCCCAUCUGGAGCUUCGUUGCGAGUCGCUGCAACGGCAGCUGGAGGCACAGGCGGAGCAGCAGGCCUCGCUGGCAGCCGCCUGGGAGAGACAACUGCGGGAGGCCCAGGAACGUGCCGCGGCGGAGGCGGAGCGGUCGCGCAAGUCCACAGACGAGCUGGUCGAUGCAUAUGCACAGCUUCAUCAGGCACGCCAAGAACUCUCUGAGAAGCAGUCGCACCAAGCGCGUAGCGAAGCCUCAGCCGAGUCAGCAGAAGUGAGCUCACUGAGGAGCCUCCUGACCAAGACUCAGGAAAAGGUCAAAGAACUCCAGGCAGAGCUGCAAGCUGUGCGGCAGCACUCCGAGUCCCUGCAGGCAGUGUGCACUCAGGCUGAAGCGCGCCUUGCUGAGCAGGACACCCUCAGCGGUCACUGCCGUGAGGCUUUGGAACAGGUGCAGCAGGCAAAGCGCGAGCUGGAGGACAAGGUGGCACAGUUGGAGCAGCAGUGCCACGAGUUGGCCAAUGAGAAGGUGCGCCUUCUCGAGGAAAACAAGGCCAAGGUUGAAGAUCUGGAGAAGCAGCUGGCGGCCACUCGGAAUGAGCUGGUCGAAGCCGAGAGCAAGGUUGCAGACAGAGCACGGAGAGACGCUGAGCAUGUCCUUGACCAGGACGUGCAGAAUUCACUCGCCAAGCAGGCCCAGGAGAAGUAUGAACGGGAAGUCUUGCUGCAUGCGGCUGACAUUGAAGCCCUCUCGGCAACAAGGGCAGAGUUGGACCAAGUGCGGCAGGACAUCUCUCGGCUGGAACAGCGGGCCAAGGGUGCCGAGGAGACACUGACAGCGGCUCGUGAGUCUUGGGCCCAGCAGGAACAGCAGCUACGUGCUGAGAAGGACGCACUGGCUAAGCGUGUCGAGGAGCUGUCACACCAGAACUCCCUGCUGCACCAACAAAUGGAAAUGCUCAGCUCUCAGGUUUCAGUGCUGCAGCAGAAGACGUGGCCCGAGACGCCGGCUGCUGAUGGCGCAGCUGGUGCCGUCAGCGGGGACCGCAACAUAGAACAGCUUCGCGAGGUGGUGAACUUUCUGCGCCGGGAGAAAGAUUUGGUGGCGGCACGAGCCGAAGCAGCGGAGGCGGAGUGCGCACGGCUCACCGUGCAGCUGGAGCAUCGGUCGGCCAGUCUGCGGCAGGCGCAGCAGGAACUGCGCACCGAGCACGAGCGGGCACUGGCCCGUGCCACUAGUGAUGCGCAGCAUGCAGAGCUUCUCCGCAAGGUGGAGAUGGUGCAGUUGCUAACAGAGAGCAACCGAGCGCUGCGGGACGAGCGCACAGAGCUGGUGGACAGCAAGCACCAGCUGGAAGAGCGGUGCGCUCAGCUCGAGCGGGAGCUGGGACCCCUGCGCGAGGAGGUGCGCUCUCGUGCUGCCCAGGCCGAGGCUCUGCAGGCGGACGUAGGCUUCCUCCGGACUGAGGUGCAGCGCUGGCAGCAACGCACCAACCAGCUGCUUGAGCAAUCGAGCCGCACCGACCCAGAGGCCUUCCGCAAGCUAGCGGAGGAGAACACCAACCUAAAGCGGGAGACGCACAAUCGUGGCGAGGAGCUGGUUGCCGUCAAGCGGCAGCUGGCUACAUACCGGGAGGAGGUGGCGGACUACAAACAACGUCUCAACGCCUCUGUGGAAGAGACCAAGGCUGUGCGUGCCGAGCUGUCGUCGCAGAUUGCCGCGCUGCAGAGGGACACGCAGAAGGAGCUUCAGGCAGUCCGUGCCGAAUCUGACCAGCUCAAGGCCGAGGCUGAGAAAGCAGCCGUGGAGCUGCAGUCACUCCGCGCGGACAAGGAGGAGAAGCUGAAGACGAUUGUGCAGGUGAAGAAGAUAGCGCGCCACUACCGCAGCCAGUUUGAGGAGCUGAAGGCCUCCAAGGAGGCCCUGGAGAAGCGUUGCUCUGAGCUGGAGGAGGCUCAAGCGAAGGCCGAGACCGAAGGGGCGCAAGCACGCUCUGAUCUGGACACCAGCGUGCGACAGCUCCAAGAACGCCAGGCCAGCCUCACCCAGGAGCUGGAUCGUGCCAAGGCCGAGAGUGUGCAGCUUGCGUCCGAGAAGGAGCAGGCGAACAAUGCGGCCAACCAAGCCAAGGGCCUCAUUGUGCAGGCACGGAAGCGCAUUGCCGACUUCAACACCAAAAACGAGGCACUGACCAAGGAGAACCAGACGCUGAAGCAGAACCUGGAGGGUCUCAACCAGCGCAUCGCCUCCAUGGAGCAGAUGAAACAGGAGACUGCGUUGCGGGAGAGCAGCCUGCGGUCGCAGUUUGAGGGGCGGCUGCUGCGCCAAGAGAAGGAGAUGCGCGACACCCGCGACGCCCUCGACCGGGCUCAGCGCCAGGUGGAUGAACUCACCCAGAAGCUGAAUCAGCAGCAGCAGAAGCAAGCUAAACCCACCAUGGUAACUGCGCCUGUGGAGAGGACAGGUGGCCACGGAAGCGGUGCACCUAGCGAACCGGUGACGGCCAAUGUGCGCCCGCUGACGCCACCUCCGCAGAGUGCAGCUGCACUGCAGCGCCCAGGACCCAGCGGGGCGCGGCUUACCCCUACUGCUAGCAUCCGGCCCAUCACCCAGGCUGCUCGCCUUGCUGCCGUGGCACCCACCGCGGCCCUGCCCGCAGCUACUCCGCCUCCGGAAGUGGAAGUACAGAGCCCAGCAGUGUCAACAGCACCGGCAGCACCAGCAGCAGCUGCACUGGCAGCGGCAGCUACAGUGUCCACUGCGACGGCAUCCACGGCAGUGUCCACUGCGGUGUCUGCAGCAGUGUCUGCAUCAGUCCCUGCGGCUGUCUCCGUGUCGGUCGCUGCUGCAGUGUCUCCUUCGCCUGCCGUGCAGCAAGCCGAGGUGCAACCAGCCACGGUGGUCGUGGCACCUGUUCAGGAGGCCACCUCUGCGACAUCCGACGUCUCAUUUCCCGGGACAGACUCUGGUGUAGAGCUUGUGGUGCCUACCAGCACGGUGCCAGUCACCGUCACACCGUCAGCACAACCAGCAGAGCCUAGCACUGCAGCUGCAGCACCGGACGAGGGCCCAUCAUCAGCCUCUGGAGGAGGAGGAGGAGGAGCACACAAGCGGCCUCGGGAUGUGGACCAGGAGCCGUCCAGCUCGGACACACAGAGCAGCCUGGGGUCCACCGCACCACGGUCCGAGUCACCACUCUCCAAGAAGCUCAAGCCAUCUGCGAGCACGGCCGAGGUUGUCUGCACCCAGGAGGCCUCGCCUUUGGUCGAACCUAUCGAGGAAGGCGUGUCGAGUUCUCUCGCCGGAACCAGUGCAGAAGAGCCGCAGCAGUCCACCACGGUGGAUGACGUCAUUGUUGUCGAAAGUGAUGACGAGGCAAUCGAAGAGGAGCAGCCGAAGACCGAACAGUUGGAAGGGGCCGAGUCUGGCAUGGAGGACGAUUACGAAGACGAAGAGAUGAACGUCACGUGUGGCACAGGUCGUGGCCCCGAUGAAGCAGAUGUGCCGGAGGAGGACAUGGCAGAGCCAGAGUCGCUGGACGACACUGAGCGGGACAUGGACGAUGCCAACGAGAUUGAGAUCGUAGACCUUGGUGAUGAAGCAGGCGAGGACAAUGAAAUGGAGGAGCCUCUGGCUGAGGAUGAAGACGUACAGCAGGGCUCGUCUGUGCCGGUCGAGGAAGAGGAAGAACUCCAACCGGCCGCCAACACAUCCUCUGCAGCGGAGGUGCCGGCGUCUUUGCUGGUAGCGCCUCCGUUGCUGCAGCAGCACAGGCCUUCCCUGCUGCCCCGAGUGCGCAACGAGCGCCUGGCAUCGAGUCAGAGUGCUGCAGGCUUCGAGGAAGGGGAUGACAGCAUCGUGCCCAGCACACCGACCCUCUUUGUGCCUCGAAGGACUGACGGCUUUGCCGAGGCUGUCGGCUCUCCUCAUGUGCCUCAUGGAGGCUUUGUAUUCGGCACUGCAUCCGAAGGGCAGUCUGCACCGGAGCCAUCUGGUCUGUCGCAACUCGCGUCUCAGGAAGGUGUGGGAGUAGAUGACACACGGAUGGACCUUUCACACUUUGAGGAAGGUGGUGGCCGCAGCGUGCCGUCAACCCCACUGCAGAUCUCUCCAACUGAAUCGCGAGACACAUCGUUGUUCCAAGGAGAGCCAAGCGUGGUUGAGGAAACCCCAGAGGAAACACCCGAAGAAGAGGCGGCCUCCCAGGAGGAGGAGGAGGAGGAGGAAGAGCCGGGACCACUCGCCGUGAGCAGCCCACCCACUGUCUUGGUCACGGAGGCUCCAGAGUCCACUGAAGGGCCUUCGUCUGCCAUCGUAGUUUCGCCGAUUGUGGAAGAACCUCCUGAGCCAGAAGAGUCAUCAGCAAAGGCAGAGCCAGCAGUCAUUCAUUCAUCGCCACCCACUAUUGUCAUCUCACCUGUGCCUGUUCUUGAAGUAACCCCAGAGGAAAGAGAAGAGCUGCUGUUAUCAGAAGGGGAAGCACCCGACACUGGAGCAGACGCUGGGUCUGAGGCGCAGGCUUCAGAGGAGCCAGCACCCUCAGGUGGAGAAGCUUCUGUGGCAACGUCAUCUGGAGGGCCAUCGCAACAGCAACAGCAGUCGACGCAGCAGCAGGCGCCGCCGCAGCGCCGGCGCAUUGUGUGGGAGGAGCCCGAGCCGGCCUCGAGCUCAGUGGCAGCAACCCCGCCGCCCCCUGUGGCGGCGGCGCAAGUCGCAGUGGGCGGAGCUCCAACAUCGCCGAGCGCUGCCCACUUCCCGUCACCUCCGCCGGCGCACGCGACGGCUCCUACUGCUGCGGCCGGUGCUACCAGCGGGCCAGCCGUGACGUCACCGCAACAACAGCAGCAGCAACAGCAUAGGAGCCUUAACGCGGUUCGCGGUCUGCGCAGCCGUCGGGUGCGCCUACGGGGCUCGUUGCCACAGGGCCGAGGGGCGAGCCCCCAGGGUCGAGGUGCGGGUCUCCAGGCACGAGGUGCUGGCCCCCAGGGUCGAGGGGUAGGCCCCCAGGGUCGUGGAGCGGGCCCCCAGGGAAGAGGCCACCCAAUGCGAGGGGCAGCGGGACUCAUGUGGAGCCCAAACUGGCGAGGAGGUGGCCCUCGGAACCGUGGUCCGCACCCGUUCUGAGCUUUGUGGGUGCAUUUCAAGGCGGGGCCAAGUAGUCGCCGAGCAGGGAUGGAGGGGUAAGGUGUGGAUUCUUGAUGCGGUAGGGAGACAUGUCAGGGAACUAAGUGCACAGCAAUUGCUGACAGUACAGAGGAGUGGCAAUAGUUUCAAGCACAAUGUUGCAACUCUUUCUGUGAGCUUAGCCCGCCGUCGUUUUCGUGUGUACUUGUAUAGUUUUCAUGUUGAAAAGCCUUUUUUCUCUUUUACUGAGGAACACUUGAGAGCGGUAAAAUACUGAUUGCAGAGGAGUGGCAGAAGUGUGGUUUGUGUGAAAGGAAGCUCGCAUUGUUGUGAUGGCAUUAUUUCACAAAAGUGCUGAAUGAUAGAACUGGUCUAAGUGACAAUGAAUGCAUGUGCCCGAAGAUCAAACUAAAUGCAGGGCACCUAUUGUUGGAAGGUCUGUGCAGUUAAGGGGUGCAAGUUAACACAAUGGACCAUAUCACCAAUUUUGCUCGUGGGCCUCACCUGGUACUUCAGCAGCAGUGCUGCAAGCCUUGAAUGUUUUUGUGUUGGUGCCUUUGGUGCAUGGCAUGUUUGAGUACCUCCGAGUCACAUGAAUGUAGGUCCGUGCGCAAAAUUGCUAGAGUGGUUAGUUGCGUGAACAUACCCUUAAGGAAAGCAGUUGGUGGCACACAACAGAGCAAUGUGAGGAAAUUCACAACUGCUUUGAAUGGCGGCAGUGUUUUUAAUGCAUGGUGGUGGCAGGAUACAGGGACACACCAAUUUAAACCUAGCAGGUGAUCAUUCCUGUAGCUACAUAGGUUGCCAUAAGUAUUGUUUUUGUUGUGCACUUGCACCCGGAUGCAAGUUUGAGAGUUUUGUAGACAGGGUAAGCUUUGGAAGUCUUGCUUAGCUUAAUAUCUAGCGAAUACCAGGCAUUCCUAAAGCACUAGAAUCCAGCCAUGUUUGACUAAGUAGCGGCUAAGCUGCCCGCUCACCCAGUUGUUGGCGUGCUCAACUGGCUCUCACAUACACCUGUGCAAUCAGUUGUCACAGCUGAAUGCUUAUAGUAAGGAGGUCUGCACUAAACCACCCAAACAGUUGAUCCCCCCAUUCUUAGAUCUUCCUCAACAUGAGGCACUUCCUUGACUUCUGUCUGUAGAGAAUGUUGCCACCUCUUGAUUUAGAAGCCGAAAAGUGCUUCAAUAACCCUUCUUCAUGUUGACGCUGUAAAUAUCUGGUAGCACAAAUAUACCUCAGGAAUUGCUGGGCUGUAAUUUUGUUACUAUAUGCUUUCAGUGUCUACUCCGAGGAAACGGCCUAGAGGAGUGUCUCAAGCAAAUCCUCAUGGUAAUGACCACUAAUUGGCAUUAUUGAAAUGCAGAGGGUAGUUCAGUCGAGGAGGUGCCUUGAGUUGUAUGUUUAAUACAGAGAGGUGAUCCACCCAAGCAACCUAUUGCCUUCUCCAUGCCUUGACACCCAUUUGCUGUACAGCACAAUUGUUUGUCUUUCCAUUUAUUCUGUUGCGCAUUUUUGUGCUGUUUCAUGCUCUUUCCAACACACCUGAGCACUGUGCUUCAUACUACGUCAUUCUCAUGCUCCUCAUUUGUCAUGCCUUGUUUGUCCCAAUACGCCAAAACUUUCUGAAACCUGCUAUCACUAGCUUCUUUCGUAAAGCCAAGGAAGUGCUGAGGUGAAGAAAAUGUGGCAGUGACCGUUACAUCUUGUCUUCUUUUUGUCUCAAUUCCAGUUUUGUUUUUCUUUUGGAACUGAAGAUGGCAGAGUCUUUUUCCUUAUGAAAGUAAUACCACAUUUCUGCAUAGUUCAUUCUUUUGAACACAGUUGCGCCUCAGGGCAUAAUAUCACAAAUUUGAGGCCUCUUCGUUGUGUAAAUCUCAUCUGUCAUUACUUAGCACUCAAUCUGUGCAUAUUUUAAUUGGUUUGAAAAGUAUGUAUCUUCUGUUGCAGCAGCUAUUAAAGAUAGUUUUAAAGAGAGUCUAAUUGUUUUAGUUGUUGCCUAAACCUGUGUUCAUGUUUCAUUUUGUGAGUGAAAGAUUUUGCUUUAAAAGAGCAGGUGUUUUCUUGCUCAGGAUGAUAAGGCCUUGGAGCUGGCUGCUGCAAUAUUUCUUGCAAACUGUCAGCCACUAAUAACUGGGUGCUUGGAAUAUGUUUCACUUUUUUUUUAAUGUACAGCACAAAACACGAGUGUCCUGUUGACCAGGGUUGUGCUGGUCCUCACUUGAGAUGUUUCAUGUGAUGUCACAACUACUGGAGCCAAUUGAUGGAACAUGUGCAGUUUAAUGUAACAGGAAAUGUUGUCUGUUCCAUGACUUUGUGGUCAAGUAGGUCUUGGUUUCAGAACUUGUGAUGAUGGCACAGUGCUCUCAUUGCUUCCCAAGUGGUGUAUGCCUGAUUGUGUGUGCAGAGUGUUAAAAAAAGAAAAGAUUAAAAACGAAAAUGUCAUCACUCUC
Molecule: messenger RNA, 10193 nt
Organism: Dermacentor silvarum
Lineage: Eukaryota; Metazoa; Arthropoda; Arachnida; Ixodida; Ixodidae
Gene: Mgtor
Product: nucleoprotein TPR-like
Exons: 50
Coding region: 124-7743 (2539 amino acids)
Biological process (GO): mRNA export from nucleus; protein import into nucleus
Cellular component (GO): nuclear pore
Molecular function (GO): structural constituent of nuclear pore
Source: RefSeq, a predicted model, not a curated record